Messenger RNA from Diospyros lotus (date-plum), 1243 nucleotides. Its product is annotated as peroxidase 57-like. Lineage: Eukaryota; Viridiplantae; Streptophyta; Magnoliopsida; Ericales; Ebenaceae. Gene Ontology annotation, cellular component: plant-type cell wall; plasmodesma. Gene Ontology annotation, molecular function: peroxidase activity; heme binding. The transcript is spliced from 2 exons. The coding region runs from base 123 to 1094 and encodes 323 amino acids. The record is from RefSeq and is a predicted model, not a curated record. Gene Ontology annotation, biological process: hydrogen peroxide catabolic process; response to oxidative stress.
CACUUAGGCAAAUCCAUCGACCUACACUUGCACUUCAUUCCCAAUAAUUAGUUCCAAUAGUUAGCUAAAGAAGAAGGAGACGUAUAUAUAUAUAUAUAUAUAUAGCUAAGUAAGUAGCGAAGAUGUCUUCGUCGCUAAUAUCAUUGCUUGUGAUCAUCGGCCUCCUUGUCGUCGUCGUCAUCCCGACCGUCGCCGGCCAACUCCGAGUUGGUUUCUACAACGCUAGCUGCCCGAGCGCAGAGCUGAUUAUCCAACAAGUGGUGCAGAAGCGCUUCGCCUCUGACCCCUCCAUCACCGCCGCCUUGCUUCGCAUGCACUUCCAUGACUGCUUCGUCAAGGGCUGUGAUGCAUCCAUACUGAUAGACUCGACGCAGAGCAAGUCCUCCGAGAAAGACGCCGGACCAAACCUCACUGUCCGGGAAUUCGACCUCAUCGAUGACGCCAAGACCAACCUCGAGGCCGCCUGCCCCGGAACCGUCUCCUGCGCCGAUAUCAUAACAUUGGCCACUCGAGACUCUGUCGCUCUCGCCGGAGGACCCAGCUACAACGUCCCAACCGGCCGCCGCGACGGCCUCGUUUCCGACCCCAGCCUUGUACGGUUGCCCGGUCCAGAUCUCACUGUUCCACAGGCUUUACGAUUCUUCACGGCCAAACGCCUCAACCUCAACGACAUGGUGACUCUUCUGGGCGGCCAUAGCGUCGGAGUUGCACACUGUAAUUUCUUCCAGGACCGACUCUCGAAUUUUCGAGGUACCGGAAAGCCUGAUCCGGACAUGGAUCCGGCUCUUGUUUCAGAGCUCCAGCAAACUUGUGGAAAGCAGUCGACCGCGUUUUUGGAUCAGAACACGAGCUUCGUUCUCGACAACCAGUUUUACAACCAAGUCCUUUUGAAGAGAGGAGUGAUGCGGAUUGAUCAGGAGCUUACCUUGAAUAAAGCCAGCGCUCCUAUUGUGUCAGGGUUUGCAUCCAAUGCUGGUGGAUUCCAACAGCGUUUUGCGGCGGCGAUGGUGAAAAUGGGGAGCAUUGAAGUGCUUGUUGGCAGCGCCGGAGAGAUCAGAAACAACUGCAGAGUUUUCAAUCCAACCAAGCAAUAGAAACCAAUCGAGGGGCGGCCUGUAAGAAGAUUAUGAGUUGCCCCCAAAGGAUAUAUAGGAUAUUAUUAUUACCAUCUCCUCAUCUUCUUCUGCUCAGCCACGUUAUGUCCCAAAAAGGACAAAAUAAUUAACAUUGUCCCUUCUCUUUA